UAAGAGAAGAAGAUGAACUCCUACUUUUCUAUCAUAUGGAUUAUCAUCUUUGGACUUUUCUUUCAUCUUUUCUACUUAUCUACAUCAGAACAACUAAGAAUGACAUUUCCCUUUAAUUAUAUUUGGAUCAUCAUCUUUGGACUACAUUUUCUUUUUUUCACAUCCACAUCAGAUGAUACACAAAAAAGAGUAAACAGAGAAAUGAAUUAUAAAGGAGUGGUUAUGUACCCGAAUGGAACAAACGCGAAUAAGGAAAUACCACAAAAUCCUGGAAUGCCAUGGAACAGAAGUGAUGUAAAAGAUGCCAAAAAAGAUAUGAAAUAUAUUGUCCCUGUAGCUUUAACACUGUCUAUGCUGGCAAUUCCUUUGCUUUGUCUUGUUGCGUGCUUAGUGUAUAGAAAAUGUAUGCAGACAAAGCAACCAGUUAAGGAUGUAGAGAACCCACCAGAGAUAAUGCAGCCAGAGGAAAAAUCUUCUGAAACACCUGAAAGCUCUGAUAGCUUCUUCAGGUGUCUGUGGAAAAAAAUUAUGCAGAAGAUUAGAAAGAAGAAACCAAAAGUUCCAGAUGUAGAGAACCCACCAGAAACAACUCAAAAAUUAAAAGCAGCUAAAAGUUCUGUGCGUAAAGGAAAAAGGCAAAAGAAGAAGAAAAAGAAAGUCGCUAAAAAAUCAGAGCUUCCAGUAGCAGCUCAGUCUGAAGCAGCACCUGAAAGCCCUGAUAGUAGAAAGCACAGAGAAAAGGUAGAGAAAAUAGAGGAUCAUACAGAGCAAAGGCGUCCAGAGCCUGAAAGUGGCACUUUAGUGCCUAUUAAUACUUUCAGCUUUAUGGAGUCUCUGGUGAACUUAAAUGAAAAGCCUACUAAGAAUCAGAAACGUAAAAGGGUAAUACGUUCUAUGAAAAUUGAAGAGAUUUUAAAAAGUACUGAAGACAAAGAAGGCUUGCUCCAGCGGUUGAGGGAAAUAAAGAGCAAGUCACCGACUGCUCAUAACCUCGACAUUUCGGUGCAUUAUGAAAAGAUUGAAGACACCUAUUGUGAGGAGGAAGGGGCCCCCUCACUGAAAUUUGAGCUAGAAACCUUCCGGCCUGAGACUUUAGAGCCUUUAAAAUCUGAGAUAGUAAUACAGAGUAUACCUCCACCAGAAACAGAUAAAGAUAAAAGUGAUAAGCAACUUGUGCACAUUGAACCAAUGGAAGAUAUCUGUGGUGAUGAGGAACUUCUAUUGCAAGCGGAGCUUAUUUUAUUAUUAUUAUUGAGGUGGAUUUAUAAAUCACCAAUAUAUUCCACAUUGGUAAAAAGCUCCCAUUUACCACAACAGUCUGCAGAACCUAAGAGCAAAGAGAAACUUGUGCUUGUUGAACCAAGUGAAGAUACAUGUGGUGAUGAGGAACUUCUGUUGGUAGUGAAGCCAACAGACGCCAGCUCUCAGUCACCUCAGAAAUCAAAGCAGCAGAAAGCAAAACUGUGUAAAUUCUAUACACAUAAGGAAGCAAAAUUGUGUAAACUUCCUGGGCCAAAGAAAACAAUAGAGCGGAAAGCAAAAGUUUGCAGAUUUUAUAUGCCUAAAAAAGGAAAAGUCUGCAGAUUUUAUAGGCUUGGCAAAGGAAAAGUUUUCAGAUUUUUUAAAUCGGAGGUAAAAAUACAAGAGAAAGCAAAAGUUUGCAAAUUUUAUAUGCAUAAGGAAGCAAAAGUUUGUAAACUUCCUGGGCCUAAGAAAACAAUACAGCGGAAAGCAAAAAUGUGCAGAUUUUUUAUGCCUAACAAAGGAAAAGUCUGCAGAUUUCAUAGACCUAACAGCGAAAAAGGUUUCAGAUUUUUUAUAUCUGAGGAAAAAAUACAGGAGAAAGCAAAAGUUUGCAGAUUUUAUAGGCCUAGCGAAGUAAAAGUUUGUAGAUUUUAUACAUCUGAGAAAAAAAUGCAGAAGAAAGUAAAAUUUUGCAGAUUUUAUUGGCCUAGCAAAGCAAAAGUUUGUAGAUUUUAUACAUCUAAGAAAAAAAUGCAGAAGAAAGCAAGAGUUUGCAGAUUCUAUACAUCUAAGAAGACAAUACAGAAGAAAGCAAACGUUUGUAGCUUUUAUUGGCCUGAGAAGUGCCAAGGAACAAAUGCGAGUGAGAAAACAGCUCAGUGUUCAAAAGUGUGCAACUUUGUUUUGACCGAGAAGAAAAAACAGCAGAAAUUAAAGGUGUGCACAUUUAAUUGGCCUGAGAAGAAAAAAUAGCAGAAAUCAAAAUUUUGUACAUAUUUGUAAGUAUUAGAAGAGAAAGUGGCAGCAAGCAUGUGAACAAGAAAAGUGAGUUUGCAAUAAUUUAUUUACAUUAUAUUUUUGCACCUAUUUAAUUAUAGCAUGAUGGGGGCAUGUUCAUGUUCCACAGGAAAAAAAGUAGUUUGACAGCCAAGAGCUAACUACCUUAGCAAAUCCUGUUUAAUUUACAGCAUUUUAUUUUAUCCUUAGGCCAUGCAUAUUCAAGAACUGUGGAACCUAAAAUGAAUGGGACUGUCUUGAUUCGCAUAACCGAAAAAGGGUGGGAUUUUGGGCGGAUCGGGGCUGUGUCACGCCUAAAUGGACACAGCCAUGGCGGAUCAAGACAUGACCUGAAAUGUUUGGAUGCUGGGAAGUACUACCCCUUUAACCCAGGAAAGAAAUUGGAAGCAGUAUUGCAGAUAAGGAUAUUGAUACCAAAGGACUUUGGACCUAUGAAGAAUAUCCAUUCCUGACUGCAAGAUAUGCUUUGAAUAAAGUAACUAAACUUU
Messenger RNA from Xenopus tropicalis (tropical clawed frog), 2750 nucleotides. RefSeq lists its product as uncharacterized. The transcript has 14 exons. NCBI's taxonomy places the organism in Eukaryota, Metazoa, Chordata, Amphibia, Anura, Pipidae. Bases 13 to 2217 code for a protein of 734 amino acids. The record is from RefSeq and is a predicted model, not a curated record.